GUCAAUGAAACAAGCAGACGAUAUUUACGAGAAAUAUAAUCAUACAGCAAGUAGACAGUGGGCAAAAUGGUGGCAGACGAGAAAUUGUUUUUCUCGAAAGCCGUCCAACAUUUAGCUAGAUGUUUAGCAGCAAUUAAACCUACAUCAUCAGAAAAGAUCACACAAUUAUUCAAGUUAUGCCCACAAGAAUCUACUCAAGGUAUAUAUAGAUUAGAUCAAAGAGGUCAAGAUGCAACUAUUGCAUUGGGAAUAUACUUUUUGGAAUCUGGUCUACAACAUCGGGAUAAAAUAUUACCUUAUCUUUUACGAUUAUUACGUGGUCUUCCAAAAGCUGUAUGGUUGGAUGAAAUCAAAUGUUCACCUAGUGAACGUAUUCCUGUUGCUGAACGUUUUAGUUUUUGUUUAAAUACAUUACUUAGUGAUGUUGCAGCUAGAUGUGAACCAGUACGUGAAGAAAUCAUUUCUACUCAAGUAGAAAUACUUGCAGUUUUAACAAAUCUCAUUAGAGGAUACAAAGAUCAAAAUGGCAAUAGAGGGAUGCAAGCAAAAUUGUCAUUGUGUAAAUGUCUAGUUCCAGUAUUAAUCGGUUUAGCUCGAUCUAUGGGUCGCUUUGCAUACACUGAUCCACCUCUUUUAUGUCGUAUUUUCCCGAGACCGGAACCACCUCUCUUAAAACCAAAUACAGAAACGCGUUUAAUAUCAGAUAGAAAGCAACAUAGUUUUUCGAACUUUCGACCAAUUAUUCCUCGGUCGUUAAGUGGUAAUUUGAAUCCUCAUCCGAUUGUGGAUACUGCACCAAGUUUAUUGAUCGGGGAUCACGAAUAUCCCUGUGCUAAACGACCAUCAUUACAAUCUUAUUCAUCAGUACCUUAUGAUCCACCCACAUAUUUUUUUAGUCGAUAUGGAUCAAGUUUCAACCAAUUUCCUCAAAUGAGAUGCAAUGAAAGUCCUGAGAGAAGAGCUGGUAUGCAAUUUAAUGUAGUACAUUUACAAAGUGUAUUGGCUUUAGCAAAAAAAUUGCUUACUAAAGAAAUUUUAACAUUUCUCGAUGAAGAAACUCAACAAGUUUACAAUUCUGGACAGGUGCAAAUAUUUCCUUAUCGUACAUUUAGUGAAACAAUGAAUUUAGUAAUGGUUGCUCUUUUGCGAGAACUAUUACAAAAUCAACGCGAUUUGCCUACUCCAUUUACAAGGGAUGUACAAGAGUUUGUAAAAGGUCUAUUUUUAUCUGGUCAAACAGAAUUGCAAUCGCGUCAACAUGAUGCAAGCGAACGCGAGGACAUGGAUACUAAUUUCCGAACUGUAAAUAGAUUUAAAGUAAACGUUAUGGCUAAUUCUGCUUGUGUUGAUCUUCUUGUUUGGGCAAUUGGUGAUGAAACUGGUGCAGAUAGUUUAUGCGGACGUUUAGUUGAAAAGAUUAAUUCUAAUCAUGGACCAAAACUGGUGCUGGCACAUAUGCCUUUAUUAAUGGUAUGCCUUGAAGGAUUAGGAAAAUUAGCGCAAAAAUUUCCUAAUAUUGCAAGUACAUCUAUAUAUUAUCUUCGAGAUUUUCUUGUUGUUCCAUCGCCUAUAUUACUUAAAUUACAUCGUCAACAAAGUGAAAGAGGUGGCAUAAAAUCUUUAAUAAACAUAUUAUAUUGUAAUGCUGUAAUAUAUAUGAAAAAUUUUUUUUUAAGGAAAGAUAUACAAGAUUCGAAACAAACUACUUCGUCGAUACAAACAGCCUUUGAGAAAUUACGAGAUGCAGCUAUUGGUAAUCUUUGUAUUGCUUUAGAAGCUGCUCAUUCUGUUAAUCCGGAUUGUGUACCGGCAUUAGUUGCUAGUGUCUCGAAUAGAUUAUUUGCUGCUGAUAUAUGCGACGGUGAAUCUGAUGACAGGUCGAAUAGCGAAUUAAUUUCGAAAAAUAUAGUAAUUAUGUUGGGGCAUGUCGCUGUUGCGUUGAAAGAUACCCCAAAAACUAUGCGUACAAUAUUCCCAUUUUUUCAACAAUUAUUUUGUCGUACUCCGAGUGAUCUUGAUUUUCUGAUCGUGGAUCAAUUAGGAUGUAUGAUUAUUGCGAAAUGCGAAUCAAAGAUUUAUGAAGGCAUAAUGCAAAUGUUUUCUAUGUCAUUGGGUUCAAGUACGGCAACUUAUGCUUCUAAUGAUGAUCGAAAGCAAUAUUGUCAUGUAGCUAAAGCAGUCACAAAUGCUCUUGCAAAUAUAGCAGCGAAUCUCCAAGGUGAAACAGAAUUAAAUGAUUUAUUACUUCAUUUGCUCGAACUUUUUGUUCAGUUAGGAUUAGAAGGUAAACGUGCCAGUGAUAAAGCAUCAAAUAAUGUCUCUAUGACGAAAACAGCAAGUAGCGCAGGAAAUUUAGGUGUGCUCAUUCCUGUAAUUGCUAUAUUACUACGGCGACUUCCACCGAUCAGACAUCCACAAAAAAGACUUUUAAAGCUUUUUAAAGAUUUCUGGCUUUAUUGUGUCGUGAUGGGUUUUGCUGGCGAUCAAGCACCGCGAUUGUGGCCCGCAGAAUGGUACGAAGGUGUUAAAGAAAUUGCUGUAAAGUCGCCUUAUCUUAUUUCACAAACUAGUGCACGACUUGAAAUGAGAGAAUUACAAUAUACUUCAGCUGUACGCAAUGAUAGUGUUUCUUUGAAUGAAUUACAAGAAUUAAGAAGUCAAAUAUUAAAAUUAAGUACUCGAACAAACGAUAUAUCACAAUAUGUGACAAAAUUACAAUUUGCACAAUGUACAUAUUUAUUAUCGGUCUAUUGGUUAGAGACACUGAGAGUGGCAAACAGUUCUGAACCUAGUUUACAACCAAUAAUGGAAUAUUUAUGUGAUACAGAUUUACAAAAAGAUAAAAGCGGUAUGUGGCAAUGUAUUUGUUGUGUUGCUGAUUCUGUCUUUGUGAAAUUCAAAGAUGUUAUGCAGCGUAAACCAAAAGAUGAACGACGUGAAAAAGAACUCGAAAAUCAUGCUCAGUUCCUCUUAGUAUAUUUUAAUCAUGUACAUAAACAAAUUAGACGCAUAGCGGAUAAAUAUCUUAGUGCAUUGGUGGAUGCAUUUCCGCAUCUUUUAUGGAAUUGUAAAGUGCUUUGGAGCAUGUUGGAUAUAUUACAAAUUUUAUCGUUUUCAUUGCAAAUUGAUCCAAAUGAAGAAACACCAAUUUUACGAAUACCUAGUACACCAUAUAGUAUUGAACUUAUGGAUACACUCGAAGCUAGAGAGAUAAUUGUAAAAGAUUUUACUGCAAGGUGUAAAGGUAUAGUACAAGAAGCUAUGAAAUGGGCACCUCAAGCUACUAGAUCACAUUUACAGGAAUAUGUAAAUCAAAUUCCAUCUUCUGGAUUAAAACAUCAUUCUGGUUUAUGUUUAUCUACGGAUUCAGUUCUUGAAUUUGUAGAUCUUGCUAUACCAACCUCGGCCUUACCAAAUACCAAUUCAUUAGAUAAGCGACCAAAAGGUCCAAAAGGAGCCAGUUCGUGGCUUCUGUCAAUGAUGUCAACACGAUCACGAUAUGCCGGAGAAAUAGCAGGAAUGUUAUCAUUAGCGCAAACCGAAUCAUCUACUUCUGAAAUAUCAUUCGAAGAAAUUAGGAACAAAGUUGUAGAUUUAUUAAUCGAUGCUGUAUGGAUGGCUUGCCGUGCACGAAAUGAUGUUACGCAUCGUAGCGCUCUAUGGCGUGCUACUGCAUUAUUAAUAUCUAUGCCUGGAACACAUAGACGUUUGUUACAUACAGUAGCUUCUUCGCAGAUUGAAUUGUUCACUCCUGCAGCUAUGACUACAGCAGUUGAAUGUUGGCAAUGGAUACUAACUGUACGACCAGAUUUAAAAUUACGUUUCUUACAAGAAAUGUUUGUUGCAUGGCAAUAUACUGUUGACAAAAGAAUGGGUUUGUUUGCACCAGAUGAAGAAGAAGUUAGUCCUCUGGCAAUAUACGAAGGUUGCAAAUUAGGUCCAAAUCCUCCCCAAGUCAAACCUCACGAUAUUUGGGUUACAUUUAUUGUAGAAUUAAUUGAAACUGCUAAAUAUUGCUGUCAGGAGACAGUUGACAUGAUUGUUAUAUUAUUACAUCGGUCACUGCCCAUGACUGUUGGUGCUUCUGGUGAGGAACCUGGAAUGAGUCGCCAUGUCGCCGCAAUUGGAGUACGCUUUAAAUUGCUUUCUUGUGGAUUACUUCUUCUUCAAGGUGAUAUUUUAUCAAGAACAUUAAGCAAAAAUGUGUUACGAGAACGUGUAUAUUGUAACUGUUUGGAUUAUUUUUGUCGAGAUCGUCAAGUACCAACACAAGAAUUAGAACAAUUACACGAAGAUUUAGUUACGCUUAUACGAUUUUGGCAAGUAAUGCAUAGUGAUAAAAAAUAUUUAGUAAUGACGGGUAAUGAAAGUGAAUUUGAAAUUUUAACACCCCAGUCAUAUUCAACUGGUGGUUUUGGACCUAGCGAAACAAUUAGUUCAUUAAGUACAGCUUUAGGUACUACUAAUAGUGAAUUUUCAAAAACACCAACGAGUGUAUGGAUUAAUACAGUUCCAAUGUCUACUAGUAGUAAUACAUUAGGUAAACGUAGUAAUCGUAGUAAACGUGUUAUGAAUGCUAAUGUUUUUGUAAAGGAUUAUAUAAAGAAAAGAAAUUUGAUUCUUGAACUGCUGGCAGUUGAAAUAGAAAUGUUAUUAGUUUGGAGAAAUCCUAGUGGAAGACAAGAACUUGCACUUCCUGGUGAAUCAAGUAUUGCAGAAUGGCGCGCUAAGGGUAUGAAUGAUCGAUGGCGUGAAUAUACGCGGCUUGCAUGGGAAAUUAGUCCUGUACUUGCUAUAUUUUUACCAGUUCGAUUAAAAAAUUCAGAAAUUAUUAUUAAAGAAGUAUGUGGUCUUGUUCGUCUUAAACCUGUACCAGUUAUGCAUGUCCCAGAAGCUUUACAGUAUCUUGUUACAACUGAUACAUUACUUAAUGAUGUACCUGAAUUGGUAUAUAUGCUAACAUGGGAAAGAGUAUCACCUAUUCAAGCUUUAGCAUAUUUUUCUCGUCAAUUUCCUCAUCAUCCAAUAUCUGCACAAUAUGCAGUAGAGGUGCUAAGUAGCUAUCCAGCAGAUGCUGUACUUUUCUAUAUACCGCAACUUGUACAAGCUGUACGCCAUGAUACUAUGGGUUAUGUAAUAGAAUUUAUAAAAAAAAUUGCUAAACGUUCACAAGUAGUGGCACAUCAAUUAAUUUGGAAUAUGUAUACAAAUAUGUAUUUAGACGAAGAUAAACAAAUUAAAGAUCCUAUUUUGUAUGAUAUAUUAGAUUCGCUUGUAAAAAGUAUUUUAGGAUCAUUAUCUGGCCCAGCAAAACAAUUUUAUGAAAGAGAAUUCGAUUUUUUCGAAAAGAUUACAAAUAUUUCAGGUGAAAUAAGACCAUAUCCUAAAGGUCCAGAACGUAAAUCGGCAUGUUUAAAAGCUUUAUCAAAAAUCAAAGUACAACCAGGUUGCUAUUUACCAUCUAAUCCUGAAGCUAUGGUAAUUGAUAUUGAUUAUCAAAGUGGAACUCCUAUGCAAAGUGCUGCAAAAGCACCAUUUUUAGCGCGCUUUAAAGUACGAAAAUAUGGAAUUAAUGAAUUAGAAAAUAUUGCAUUAGCAGUAUCAGCUAAUGGUAAAAUGGAUGCUAAAAGAGAAUCAGAAAAAGAAACAUGGCAAGCUGCUAUUUUUAAAGUUGGAGAUGAUGUUAGACAAGAUAUGUUAGCUUUACAAGUAAUCAGUAUUUUCAAGAAUAUAUUUCAAAAAGUUGGAUUAAAUUUAUUUUUGUUCCCAUAUAGAGUAGUAGCUACAGCACCUGGGUGUGGUGUCAUAGAAUGCGUACCUAAUGCAACUUCACGUGAUCAACUUGGUCGCACCACUGAUAUUGAUAUGCAUCAAUAUUUUAUUACACGUUAUGGAGAUGAAACAACGAAAGAAUUUCAAAAUGUACGUCGAAAUUUCGUAAAAUCGAUGGCUGCCUAUAGCGUUAUUACGUAUCUUUUACAAAUAAAAGAUCGCCAUAAUGGUAAUAUUAUGUUGGAUACUGAAGGCCAUAUUAUACAUAUCGAUUUUGGAUUUAUGUUUGAAAGUUCGCCUGGAGGUAAUUUAGGCUUUGAACCUGAUAUUAAACUGACUGAUGAAAUGGUGCUUGUAAUGGGAGGUAAAAUGGAAGCUGCACCUUUCCGUUGGUUCAUGGAAUUAUGUGUACAAGCUUUCCUUGCCGUAAGACCUUAUCAAGAAGCUAUUAUUUCUUUAGUUUCUUUAAUGCUUGAUACUGGAUUGCCAUGUUUCCGUGGACAAACAAUAAAACUUUUACGCGGUAGAUUUGUGCCGACAGCAACUGAUCGCGAAGCAGCGGCCUAUAUGCUCAAUGUAAUACGUAACAGCUACCUCAAUUUCCGUACGAAAACUUAUGAUAUGAUACAGUAUUAUCAGAAUCAAAUUCCUUAUUAAAUUAUUACUUCUAAGUGAUUUUCAUUGACAAUUGUUAAUUUAUAAUGAAGAAAUUCAUUAUUUCUGCAAAAAUUGUUGAAUGAAUAUACUAUGUACUAUAUUGUUAGAUACAGCAAUGUUAAAUUUGCUGUUUGUACAAACUUCUCAGUGUCAAUGUUAUUCUUAGACUUAUAUAAAUUUUAUGAAAACAUUGUGCUCUGUAUGUAUGUAAGAAUAAUGUAUUAUAAAGUGGAAAAAUUAUUCUAUGUCUGCUGUAAAGCAGAAAAUGUGUAUACAUAAGAAACAUUCCUCUAUUUAUUAUUUAUGUACUGUUGUCGGUUAAAUAUUAAAUGGGAAAAUAAUUCAAUAAA
Molecule: messenger RNA, 6779 nt
Organism: Apis florea (little honeybee)
Lineage: Eukaryota; Metazoa; Arthropoda; Insecta; Hymenoptera; Apidae
Gene: Pi4KIIIalpha
Product: phosphatidylinositol 4-kinase III alpha
Biological process (GO): phosphatidylinositol-mediated signaling; phosphatidylinositol phosphate biosynthetic process
Cellular component (GO): cytoplasm; plasma membrane
Molecular function (GO): 1-phosphatidylinositol 4-kinase activity
Source: RefSeq, a predicted model, not a curated record